AUCGGCACAAUGGCAACUGUCAUUGUUUGGGGAGAAGGUGGGGUUUUCGAAUAGCACACACGUCGUUGAUGUGACUGGAAACGCUGAUGUUGUGCGGCCGCUGUACUUUCUGUUUUAUUAAUAUCAAACAGUGUAACAGUGAAAGAAGCAGGAUUUCUCGAGAAGUUCGGAAAGGAUUAAGAUGAACGGUUUUGAGGUGUUGACACUCCCAGGCAAGGGGCGCUCUAUGAUAGCUCGACGACCCUUUAAAACUGGAGAAACAAUUUUCGAAGAAGAACCGUUUGUCUCCUGCCAAUUCUCUUGGAACCAAACGUACGGCUACUUAGCAUGCGAUCAUUGUAUGCGCCCUCUUGAAACAUCAGAGCGUAAUGUACAGCGCCUAGCGAAUGACCCAUCAAUCACACUACCACUCCCAGAAUAUUGUCCCACUCAACAAUGGAUGGAACAGUUUACCCAGUGUCCACAAUGUGGGAUUCGCUACUGUUCAGAGGACUGCCGAAUAGAAGCUAAUAAAAAAUACCACACGGUGGCAUGUAUGGGCAAUCGGAGAUACGAUGAAACCCAUCCAAUAAAUAUACUUAACGAAAAGUGGAAAAAAAUGCAUUAUCCACCUGAGACGGGAACUAUAAUGUUAAUAGUUCGCAUCCUAGCUAUGUAUAAGCAAAGUCGAGAUAAGGAAGAAUUCCUUGAAACCCUCAAACAAUUUCAGAGUAUUGUUGUGAAUGAAGAAUUACAAAUUUUCCAUAAAAUGCUCGGCACGAAUUUCGAGAGUCAACUAAGUGAUUUGUUUCAGACAUUUUGCCAUGCCUUCAGUUCGGAGGAGUUUGCAAUGUUCCUGACACCUGACGCUUUCAAAUCACUGAUGGGUUUGAUCGGCACAAAUAGCCAAGGUGUUGCUACAAGUCCGUUUGCUGAGUGGGUUCGGAAGGUUUCCGAUGUUGAUCUACCGCCACAAGAAAAACUUCAGCUGGACAAUUAUAUCGAUGAGCUUUAUCACAAAUUAAACGAAUUUGCGGGCGAAUUCUUAAACAAUGAAGGGUCUGGUCUCUAUCAACUUCAGAGUAAAAUAAAUCAUAGUUGCAUACCGAACGCCCAAUCUAGUUUUCCAUAUUCCAACGACAUACUAGUUCUGAAAGCUGUGAAUGAUAUUCAACCCGGUGAAGAGAUUUGCAUAUCAUACUUAGAUGAUUGCCAGCUGGAGAGGUCGCGGCAUUCUAGGCAGAAAACGUUGAAAGAGAAUUACCUAUUCAUAUGCAAGUGCCCCAAAUGUGAAGAGCAAUUGAAGGAUCCUGACGAAACAAGUGAGGACGAAGAUGAUGAUAUGGAUAUGGAAGACGAAGACGACGAUGAAAUGAGUUAAGUGUUUGUAUGAUAAUAAUAUGAAACUGAAUAAAGUAUAUUUUUUAUUGAAA
Messenger RNA from Hermetia illucens (black soldier fly), 1412 nucleotides. It is a transcript of the gene Smyd5, whose product is annotated as SET and MYND domain-containing protein 5. Lineage: Eukaryota; Metazoa; Arthropoda; Insecta; Diptera; Stratiomyidae. The record is from RefSeq and is a predicted model, not a curated record. Gene Ontology annotation, molecular function: histone H4K20 methyltransferase activity; protein binding. Bases 182 to 1360 code for a protein of 392 amino acids. The transcript has 6 exons.